This is a messenger RNA of Ostertagia ostertagi, 1863 nucleotides long. Lineage: Eukaryota; Metazoa; Nematoda; Chromadorea; Rhabditida; Trichostrongylidae. The record is from the annotation of a GenBank genome assembly.
AUGCUGCGUGCCUUCUAUCUGAGCGCAUUAAUACUGCGGUCGUGGGCACUCGAUUUGAUAUAUCUCCAUGACGGAUCGCCGCUUUUUGGAGAAGAAGUGAUAUCACCGAAUGGCAAACGCUUAACACAGUUUCUUGGAAUCCCUUUUGCUGAACCACCCAUUGGAAACCUACGGUUCCAGAAGCCAAAACCUAAACAGCCAUGGAGGAGUCCACUGAAUGCAACUAUUUUACCAAACUCUUGCAUACAGAGUUUCGAUACGUACUUCGGAGAAUUUUAUGGAGCGACUAUGUGGAACGCCAAUACACCAACCUCCGAAGAUUGCCUUUAUGUGAAUGUGUUUACCCCUGGAAAGGUCGAUCCGAGUAGAAGACUCGCUGUAAUGGUUUGGGUGUAUGGUGGAGGAUUCUGGUCUGGAACGUCCACGUUAGAAGUUUACGAUGGAAGAAUUCUGCCAGUCGAGGAAAAUGUUAUCCUGGUUUCGAUGAACUAUCGCGUAUCGAUGCUUGGAUUCCUCUAUUUGGGGAAGCGCGAGGCACCAGGAAACAUGGGUCUCUGGGAUCAGCAACUGGCGUUGAAAUGGGUGCAUAAAAACAUUGAUGUAUUUGGUGGAGAUCCUACCAGAAUCACUUUGUUUGGAGAGUCGGCAGGAGCAGCUUCAGUAAACAUGCACAUGUUGAGCCCACGGAGUACUCCCUAUUUCCAGAGAGCCAUCAUUCAAUCCGGUGCUGCUACAGCACCUUGGGCAAUUGAACCACGUGAUGUAGCCCUAGCACGUACAGUUGUACUCUACAAUGCGAUGAAGUGUGGUAACAUGAGCCUGCAGAAUCCCGACUAUGACAAGAUUCUCAACUGCUUUCUACGGGCCGACGCAGAUCUUAUAAGGGAAAAUGAAUGGGCACCUGUUCGCGAAUUUGCCGAUUUUCCAUGGGUGCCAGUUGUGGACGGUGAUUUCUUGAUUGAGAGCGCCCACACGUCGCUGAGACAGGGUAACUUCAAACACACUCAACUUCUGGCUGGUAGCAAUCUUGAUGAGAGCAUGUACUUCAUCGUUUACCAGUUGACGAAUAUCUUUCCGGUUCAAGACUUUUUCAAAAAAAGAGACUUCGUGCCGGACCGAUCUACGUGGCUGAAAGCCAUCUCAGAUCUGCUACCACAACAGAUGAUCAAGAACCAGCUGGCGUUGGCAGCGAUUUUGCAUGAGUAUGAGCCAGCAAAUCUACCAGUUCGAGAACGUGAUUGGUUGGAUUCAAUGGAGAAGAUGCUUGGCGACUACCAUUUUACUUGCAAUGUGAACGAAAUGGCUCUAGCACACUCCAAGCAUGGUGGAGACACGUAUUACUACUAUUUCACGCACAGGGCAACAGCGCAAACGUGGCCAGAAUGGAUGGGAUGCUUACAUGGUUAUGAGAUUAAUUUUAUUUUUGGUGAACCUUUCAAUAAAAAGUUCAACUACUCCACUGAAGAGCAGGAGCUGAGCAGCCGAUUCAUGCGCUACUGGGCGAAUUUUGCCAGAACUGGUGAUCCAAAUAAAAACGAGGAUGGUACGUAUACAACAGAUGUUUGGCCGAAGUAUAAUGGUCAAUCAAUGGAAUACAUGAACAUGACUAUUGAAUCGGCGUAUCCAACUCCACGAAGAACUGGUCAUGGUCCACGGCGGAAACAUUGCGCAUUUUGGAAGGCAUACCUGCCAAAUUUGAUGGCUGCCGUUGCCGACGUCGGAGAUCCAUUUUUGCUUUGGAAGCAGCAAAUGGACAAAUGGCAAAAUGAGUACAUUAUGGACUGGCAGUACCACUUUGAGCAGUAUAAAAAAUAUCAAGCGUAUCGUCACUUAGAUUCUUAUUCAUGUGGUGGUAGGCCAUAA